This is a messenger RNA of Hyaloscypha bicolor E, 1589 nucleotides long. RefSeq names its product Actin/actin-like protein. The transcript has 6 exons. The record is from RefSeq and is a predicted model, not a curated record. The coding region runs from base 329 to 1411 and encodes 360 amino acids. Lineage: Eukaryota; Fungi; Ascomycota; Leotiomycetes; Helotiales; Hyaloscyphaceae.
ACCAUCUUCUUUUGACCACGAACAUCCGUGAUCUGCUCCUUCAUCGUAUCUGUUCUCUCGAUCCUAUCGUCGCGAGAACUUCACACCGCCAUAUUCCCCAAAUCAACACUUUUAUUUGACGCCUCAUCGUAAUCAGCAGCCAUGGAAGAAGAAGUCGCAGCUCUCGUCAUCGACAAUGGGUAAGCUCCCACAUUCCCCGGCUCGGGCUCGAAAUUGGUUGGGGGUAGCUGUUUGAGGCCAUUCAGACCGAACAUCAACCACCGUUAACCUCCAGACUCGAAUACAAGGCCUUAAUAAGAAUCUGGCUGACGGGCUGUGUAGUUCAGGAAUGUGCAAGGCCGGUUUCGCUGGUGAUGAUGCUCCUCGGGCUGUUUUCCCCUCCAUUGUCGGACGUCCUCGUCACCAUGGUAUCAUGAUCGGUAUGGGUCAGAAGGAUUCUUAUGUUGGUGAUGAGGCGCAAUCCAAGCGUGGUAUCCUCACCCUGAGAUAUCCCAUUGAGCACGGUGUCGUCACCAACUGGGAUGACAUGGAGAAGAUCUGGCAUCACACCUUCUACAACGAGCUUCGUGUGGCUCCCGAGGAGCACCCCGUCCUUCUCACCGAGGCUCCCAUCAACCCCAAGUCGAACAGAGAGAAGAUGACCCAGAUCGUUUUCGAGACCUUCAACGCCCCCGCAUUCUACGUCUCCAUCCAAGCCGUCCUCUCCCUCUAUGCUUCCGGUCGUACUACUGGUAUCGUUCUCGAUUCUGGUGACGGAGUUACCCACGUUGUCCCCAUCUACGAGGGUUUCUCUCUUCCCCACGCUAUUGCCCGUGUUGAUAUGGCUGGUCGUGAUUUGACCGACUACCUCAUGAAGAUCUUGGCUGAGCGCGGCUACACUUUCUCUACCACUGCUGAGCGAGAAAUUGUCCGUGAUAUCAAGGAAAAGCUCUGCUACGUCGCUCUCGACUUCGAGCAAGAAAUCCAAACGGCAAGCCAAUCUUCCAGCUUGGAGAAGUCUUAUGAGCUUCCCGACGGACAAGUUAUCACCAUCGGUAACGAGCGAUUCCGUGCCCCUGAGGCGCUCUUCCAACCAUCUGUCUUGGGUCUUGAGAGCGGUGGUAUCCACGUCACAACCUUCAACUCUAUCAUGAAGUGCGAUGUCGAUGUCCGUAAGGAUCUUUAUGGUAACAUUGUCAUGUCCGGUGGAACGACCAUGUACCCAGGUAUCUCCGACCGUAUGCAGAAGGAAAUCACAGCUCUUGCACCAUCGUCCAUGAAGGUCAAGAUCAUUGCCCCACCCGAGCGAAAGUACUCCGUCUGGAUCGGUGGUUCUAUCUUGGCAUCUCUCUCUACCUUCCAACAGAUGUGGAUCUCCAAGCAAGAAUACGACGAGAGCGGACCUUCCAUCGUUCACCGCAAGUGCUUCUAAGCAUUUCCCGAACUUUCUGUGCGUACAUCACGAACUUCACGAAUAUGAUCAAGACGAAGACUCGAGCAAAGCAUGUGUCCCUCCUGUUUUGCUGUCCCACGACGUGUUUACAUUCCGAAAAGUUCUGGUAGCGAUUGAGCGAAUGGGUGGUCUCAUUCGGAGAGCGGACAUCUGGCUG